Messenger RNA from Setaria italica (foxtail millet), 714 nucleotides. RefSeq names its product auxin-induced protein 15A. The record is from RefSeq and is a predicted model, not a curated record. Lineage: Eukaryota; Viridiplantae; Streptophyta; Magnoliopsida; Poales; Poaceae. The transcript has a single exon. Gene Ontology annotation, biological process: response to auxin. Bases 131 to 520 code for a protein of 129 amino acids.
GCUCACAUGCUUUGAACCAUCCUCUCCUCACACCUUCUUGCUGCAGUCUUGGUCGUGCACUAGCCACGCCAAGAACACUUCUUCUACCAUCGAUCACCAAGAACACUUAUUCCAGAUAUCAUCUCCAAUCAUGAUGAGCAUGGGAUACUUCCGGCCGCCGAGGCGGCUGUACGGGAGGAAGCUCUACUCGGAGAGGGAGCUCAACGGCGAGAGCCUGCACGCCGCCCUGCUCAUGGACGCCGCGGUGGGCGAGGUGCCCAAGGGUUACUUCGCCGUGUACGUCGGCGCGGAGGCGAGGCGGUUCGUUGUGCCGACGAGCUACCUCCGCCGGCCGGCGUUCCGGGAGCUGAUGGAGCGGGCGGCGGAGGAGUUCGGCUUCAGCCAGGCCGGCGGGAUCCGAAUCCCCUGCCGGGAGGAAGAUUUCCGGGCCACGGUCGCCGCGCUCGAGGUCCGGCGCCGGUGGCGGCCGCCGAGUACGACGAGCGGCGGCAAGAUGAACGCGAUGGUCAAGGCUCGGUAGAUCGUUGGGUCUUGUAGCUUGCUCGUCUCUCUGCACAUGCGGAUUUCACAUGUAGAACAUUUCUUUGGUUCUUUGAUAUUGUUGAGCAGAGCAGUACUGCAGUAGGUAGCUGUUACGAGAUGAUUAAUGUGCUCUUUUGUAUGGAAUCUGAAAUUAGCAUGAUAUGAGAGAAGAAAACAGAAUUUUGGAAUCCU